Messenger RNA from Mucor mucedo, 1336 nucleotides. RefSeq lists its product as uncharacterized. Lineage: Eukaryota; Fungi; Mucoromycota; Mucoromycetes; Mucorales; Mucoraceae. The record is from RefSeq and is a predicted model, not a curated record. The transcript has a single exon. Gene Ontology annotation, molecular function: protein binding. Bases 59 to 1288 code for a protein of 409 amino acids.
AUUUAGACUUUUUUUGUGCUUUUUUGUUCCAUUUAUCUAUUCUUAAAAAAAAAAAAAAAUGCUGACACAAUUGCCAAUUGAAAUCAUUGGAAAAAUUCUAGAGCUAUUAUCUCGUCAAGAUAUCAGUCGUAUUACGGUUACUUGUAGAACUUUGUAUAAUAAAACUGUACCAUCUCUUUACGGUCAUUUAGAACUUGGACAUCAUGUUCACAUGCGACAAUUGCAACAAGGCAUUGUAUCAAACCCGUCUUUGAAACAAACUAUUCUUUCGCACACUCGCCAGUUAACGCUACGAUCACGACAAAAUGGAAACAAUUGGCGCAUUCAAGAUUUAAAAAGUAUUUUGGGUCCGUCUUCAAGAAUCACCACGUUAAUUUUUAGCGAUUUUCAUGCAUUAUCUACCGACAUGAUUCAGCAUACCGUAUCAAUUUUACCUAAACUUCAACAUGUUCAAUUUAAAUAUUGUCAUCUUGUGUACAAUCCAAAACAAACGCUACUCAGUAAUCGUAGACAAUGUCUUGGUCUAAAGAAUACAACGACGUUUAAUAAUGAUCUAGUAAACCAAGUUGCGUUUGUCUGGACAGACUUUACUCAAAAAUCAAUACUUUUUUCAUUGUUUCCCAAAAUAACUCGACUUGAAUUGGGAUCAAAUCACAACAAAUACGAUACAAUCAAUGGAUUUAUGGUUCAAUCUCUGUACGAAAAUUGUCCACACAUUACACAUCUGACCAUAACUCUGCCACAAGUCAGCAGUUCUAUUUUGUGUAACACGAUUGCCAAAUAUGGAACACAAUUGCAACACCUUUCCAUUCGCUGUGACAAUGCUUCGACGCUUAAAGCGAUUGCAACUUAUGCAACUGAUAUCAGAAGCUUGAUAAUUCGUGUUACAUCGGAAGAUGAAGACUUAGAUAACUCCAUGAUAACGUUGAUAAAAAACUGUUCCGCUUUACAACGUUUUGAAAUCGUGUCCUGCCAACUUGAAAAUCAUGUUCCUAGUAUCGUUUGGAAGUCAGUUGGCGGGGAAAUGGCGCAACAAAUGCUACGUAAAAGAGAGACAUCAUCUCAUACACCAUCUUAUAGAGCUUUUGGGCAAGGGAACAUUUGGUUUUAUAUCGUUUCUGAAGAGGCUUUACAGCAACGACAUAAUUAUAUAAACUCUUUACCAGAAUCUAAAAAAGCACGCGAUUUACAGACACUAGUUCUUACAGACGAUAUUUUAACAAAAACAAGACUUUUAUCCCCUAGACCAGAUGCUAUUUAUCAAGAUCUGAUGAUUUCCAAAAAAUGAUUUGUAUUAUUUAAAGAACAAGAAAAUAUUAAAAGAUAUAUAAUUAAU